Messenger RNA from Tarenaya hassleriana, 1964 nucleotides. RefSeq names its product protein DETOXIFICATION 44, chloroplastic. The transcript is spliced from 13 exons. Gene Ontology annotation, cellular component: membrane. Gene Ontology annotation, molecular function: xenobiotic transmembrane transporter activity; antiporter activity. The record is from RefSeq and is a predicted model, not a curated record. NCBI's taxonomy places the organism in Eukaryota, Viridiplantae, Streptophyta, Magnoliopsida, Brassicales, Cleomaceae. Gene Ontology annotation, biological process: transmembrane transport. The coding region runs from base 100 to 1794 and encodes 564 amino acids.
GCUAGAUAAGGCAUGAACCAAAAAAAAAAAGUUUCUUGAUAAAGAACAUGCGGUUCUGCUUCUUCCAGUCCGCCGAGAUUCUGUCCAAAUCUCUCUCCGAUGGCGGCGGCCGCCACUUUUUUCGGAUUGUAUCAUCUGCGAACUCAUUCGACCGUUGAACCUCUAAAGCUACUCGGAAACCCUAAACUAUCGAUCCGAAGCAGAAACAUUCCCCGAACGUCGCCUCGCGAUGAUUCUCCCGCCGUCGCAACUUCUUCGGCUCAAGAUUCAUCUCAGCGACAUGAACAGCAGCUGAACCCAUUGUCUUCGACUGAUCCGGUCGACUUGCCCGACCCAGAUCCUGUUCCCGAUUUGUCUUCUCGUCUGCCCCCGUCCGAUCCGUUUUCUCGGCUCGUCUUCACUUUGAGAGAGGGAAUUCGGGUUGGUGAAAUUGGGAGGGAGAUUUUGUCUAUUGCUUUACCGGCUGCUUUAGCUUUGGCAGCUGAUCCUAUAACAUCGCUCGUGGACACGGCUUUUGUCGGUCAUUUGGGUUCUGCUGAGCUAGCUGCAGUAGGAGUGUCUGUUUCUGUAUUCAACUUGGUCUCUAAGCUAUUCAAUGUUCCUUUGCUAAAUGUCACAACGUCCUUUGUUGCCGAGGAGCAGGUCAUUGCCAGUAAGGAUGAAAAUGACUCUAGCAAAUCCAUCAAUGGCGACAUGGGAAAGGGACAUGGCAAGAAGUUGCUACCUUCAAUUUCAACCUCAUUAGCACUUGCUGCUGGAGUUGGCGUUGCAGAGGCUAUUGCACUUUCAGUAGGAUCUGAGUUCUUGAUGGACAUCAUGGGUAUACCUGUUGAUUCUCCGAUGCGAAUACCAGCAGAGCAAUUCCUUAAACUUAGGGCAUUUGGUGCGCCGCCCAUUGUUAUCGCACUUGCUGCACAAGGGACUUUUCGUGGAUUCAAGGACACAAAGACACCUCUUUAUGCUAUUGGAGCUGGAAAUUUGCUUAAUGGGAUACUGGAUCCAAUCCUGAUAUUUCUCCUUGAUUUUGGCAUCUCUGGUGCUGCAGCUGCUACCGUGAUUUCUGAAUACUUGAUUGCGUUUAUUCUUCUGUGGAAGUUGAACAACAACGUGGUGCUACUCUCUCCGAGAAUUGAAAUGGGAAGAGUCAAUCAAUACCUGAAAUCCGGUGGGCUUUUGAUUGGUAGAACUGUGGCACUGCUUGUGCCAUUUACAUUGGCAACAUCAUUAGCAGCUCAGAAGGGUCCAACACAAAUGGCCGGCUAUCAAAUAUGCUUGGAAGUCUGGUUAGCUAUCUCUUUGCUCACUGAUGCUCUAGCCAUUGCUGGUCAGAGUCUGCUUGCAACUAGUUAUUCUCAAAGAGACUACAGACAAGCUCGGGAAGUUAUCUUUGGUGUUCUUCAGAUAGGUUUGAUAACUGGAACUGGUCUGGCUGUUGUUUUGUUCCUUGGGUUUGAACCCUUUUCGAACUUGUUCACAACGGAUUCCGAAGUUUUAAAGAUUGCAUUGUCAGGGACACUUUUCGUGGCUGGAUCUCAACCGGUUAAUGCCCUUGCUUUCGUCUUUGAUGGACUCUAUUAUGGAGCCUCGGACUUUGCAUAUGCAGCCUACUCCAUGGUGAUUGUGGGGGUCAUAUCUUCAUUGUUCAUGCUUGUGGCUGCGCCUGUGUUUGGACUUGUUGGCAUAUGGAGCGGUCUAUUCCUCUUUAUGGCAUUGCGUUUAGCCGCUGGAGCUUGGAGGUUGGGGACAAGAAGUGGGCCCUGGGAAAUGUUAUCUGCUCCUGAGAAGCUGGAAUGAGAGAGAUGUGCCUCCUUUAAAUGUCUGAAAAAGUUGGUAUAUUCUUAUGGUAAUUGUGAAAUUUUUGGUAUAAAUAUAGAAAAGUAAAUUGUUUUUGUGUUUUUUAGAAUCCACAUUACAACAUUGAAUUGUAUGUGAGAAAGUUGAUAUAAAAAGUUGAUAUAUUCUUA